AUGAGCUCCCUCCAGUCGUCGAUUUCGAGAAGUCGGCGGCCACAAUCCUCGAAAGCGACUAGCGUUGGCUCUAGAAGUGGAAGAUCUUCAGCAUACGGCAAAGACUUUCAACAGCAUCUUGCUGACUAUAAUGUGCACGUGAACAACUGGCGUUCAAAAGCUCUAAAUGCUACAGAAAUGCAAUCAGAGCUAGCCCAUGAAAGGGCAUCAUUAUCUCCAUCUCAAUUCUCUGAAAGUGAUUUUGAAGAAUUCCGCAGAAAAAAUGAGGACCCGGCCUUGGAGAGCGAGGUUAUAACCUCUGUCCUUCCCAUUCUAUGUGGCAACUCGAGCAUUCAUAACAAGCAGAACGUCCUAUUUACUGAGCUGGAGCCCAUCACAAACUCAGGUGCUGUACAGCCGAAACCAGAUUUUUUUGAUGGAGCUCGCCUAGGUGAUCUUGAUCAGAAUAUCAGGAAUGAUGAGGGCAUACUAUCAGCAGCCAUUCCUACCAAGCAUCCUAACGUCCCGGUAGUGCCGAACUUCUUCUUAGAAGUCCAAGGCCCUGAUGGAAAUGCUUCCGUGGCCCAGCUGCAAGCUUGUUAUGACGGGGCCUAUGGGACUCGCGCUAUCCACGCCUUACAAAACUACAAAGAGACCGAACCAAUAUAUGACGGCAAUGCCUACACCUAUAGCUCGACCUAUUACGCCGGCACGGGUACUCUUCAGCUCUACGCCCAUCAUGUUACGGCGCCUGCGACCGUCAAUAAUGAGCGACCCAAAUACCACAUGAUACAGAUUGAUGGAUGGCAAAUGACAGGUAAUAUUAAUUCCUUUCGGCGCGGGGCGACCGCUUUUCGAAACGCUAGAGACUCGGCGCAACGAUACCGAAAUCACUUUAUACAGGCUGCGAAUGCCAAAGCCACCCAAACUAUGCCAAGCGUGCAAGAAAACCUGAAUGACUCUACCCCCCACGACUCCAGAGAAGAUCCAGCAUACACAACCCUGCAAGACGCGGACGACGCGCUUCAGCAACAGCUCGCCUUGGAAGACGAAGACGAAGCAAUAUCUUAUGGGAACGAAGGCUCGUCAAAUCCCGGCCAGGGAUCCCCAACUCUCAAGGCUCCGAUGCAGAAACGUUCGAGGCCUUGCACAAGCCCCCCGUUUUAUUCCAAGUAUUCCAAGAGGAAUCACUAG
Messenger RNA from Metarhizium brunneum ARSEF 3297, 1173 nucleotides. RefSeq lists its product as uncharacterized. NCBI's taxonomy places the organism in Eukaryota, Fungi, Ascomycota, Sordariomycetes, Hypocreales, Clavicipitaceae. The record is from RefSeq and is a predicted model, not a curated record.